AUGUGUAAAAGCCAAGCGGUGUCAAUCAAAACUUUGGAGAAGCAAAUUGGGCAGAUUGCUAAUGCAUUGCUUAACAGGCCACAAGGAACUCUUCCGAGUGAUACCGACGCCAAUCCAGGCAAGAAGGAAGUGAAAGAACAAGUUCAAGCAGUCACUUUGAGGUACAGAAAGGUUACGAAGGAAAAAGAAUCAGCAGCAGAGCAUAACAAAGAAGAGAACAAUCAGCAGGUUGAAACACCCGUGCUCUCAUCUGAGUCAGAUAGUGGAAAAACUGUUGUUGGGGCUGAUUUGAAAGAAAGCAACGAGGAUGCAAGCAAGGAUUCCGCUGAAAAAUCUACUCCUAAACAUGAUGAUGGGGUCAAGCAAGUAUGUCCACCUCCCCAUAUCCCAAAAGACUUCAGAAGCGGAAGCUCGACAAGCAAUUCGCCAAAUUUCUGGAGGAAACUCAAGCUUGGGGAGUUGGAGACUGUAGCUUUGACGGAGGAGUGCAGUGCGGUGUUGCAACAGAAAUUACCGCCGAAAGUCAAAGAUCCAGGAAGUUUCACAAUACCGUGCACUAUUGGGCAACUAUCUUUUGACAAGUGUCUAUGUGAUUUGGGAGCUAGCAUUAAUCUGAUGCCUUUGUCUAUUUUCAUGCAACUUGGUCUUCCAGAGCUGAAACCUACUAAUAUGUCUUUGCAACUAGCUGAUCGAUCCGUUACAUAUCCGAGGGGUAUAGUCGAAGAUGUGUUGGUAAAGGUGGAUAAGCUCAUCUUCCCUGCUGAUUUUGUCAUUCUCGACUUUGAGGAAGAUAAAAAGAUUCCCAUCAUCUUGAAAAGACCAUUUCUAGCUAUAGGGUGGACAUUGAUUGAUGUAUAA
Daucus carota subsp. sativus is the source of this 858-nucleotide messenger RNA. RefSeq lists its product as uncharacterized. The coding region runs from base 1 to 858 and encodes 285 amino acids. Lineage: Eukaryota; Viridiplantae; Streptophyta; Magnoliopsida; Apiales; Apiaceae. The transcript has 2 exons. The record is from RefSeq and is a predicted model, not a curated record.